AUGUCCUCCUCCCGGGCACUGCGGAUUUUCCCAUCCUCUGGCUUUGAAUUGAUUGAGAAGGAUAAGCUCAUAGACGAGGAGCGACUUCCCGCCUACUAUCCCGAGAAAUACUAUCCUGUUCGCUUGGGAGAGGUGCUGGGUGAAAGAUACCAGAUUCUUGGGAAAUUGGGAUUUGGGACAACUUCAACCGUAUGGUUGGCCCGUGAUCUCCAGACAGAUGCAUACGCCACACUCAAGCUCUAUGUAACUGGAGCAGAGAGAGGUCGUGAAUUAAACAUGUACAAGCGCAUCGAGGAAGCUAUCUCCCAAACAGACCAUCCAGGAAGAACAUCAUGCAUCCGCACACUCCUUGGGUCCUUUCAGGUCAAAGGCCCCCAUGAUUUACAAACCACCAAUUUGAUCCUUAGUGUGAGCAGGCCUGAGAUAUUUCCAGCUUUUGAAGAGGCACAAAUCUCCCAUCCAGUACCACGGAAAGUCGUUGAUGACAAUCGUAAUAUCUAUACAACAAGGCCAUUAAAUCUAUGCAAUGGGCUGCCAUUAAUCUGUGAUUUUGGGGCGGCUCGGACCUUUGAGGAGGCUGGAACUCCUGGAGAAGAUGUCAUGCCAGAUGUCUACAAGGCGCCAGAAGUUAUUCUUCAUAUGAAAUGGGAUCGUCAAAUUGAUAUUUGGAAUGUUGCCAUGGUGGUCUGGCACCUCCUCAUGGGAGAACCACUGUUCAAAGGUCGAAGCCCCUGUGGUACAUAUCAAGACGACAGAGUGCACAUGGCCGAGAUGGUUGCACUUAUGGGAAAUCCUCCCCUGGAGUUUACCCAACGGUCGCAUAUGAGCCGUGCAUUGUGGGAUGAGAACGGAAGAUAA
Uncinocarpus reesii 1704 is the source of this 858-nucleotide messenger RNA. RefSeq lists its product as uncharacterized. Gene Ontology annotation, biological process: spliceosomal complex assembly; protein phosphorylation; regulation of mRNA processing. The record is from RefSeq and is a predicted model, not a curated record. Gene Ontology annotation, molecular function: ATP binding; protein kinase activity. Lineage: Eukaryota; Fungi; Ascomycota; Eurotiomycetes; Onygenales; Onygenaceae. The transcript is spliced from 5 exons. The coding region runs from base 1 to 858 and encodes 285 amino acids.